Molecule: messenger RNA, 10130 nt
Organism: Salmo salar (Atlantic salmon)
Lineage: Eukaryota; Metazoa; Chordata; Actinopteri; Salmoniformes; Salmonidae
Product: FYVE, RhoGEF and PH domain-containing protein 1
Biological process (GO): filopodium assembly; cytoskeleton organization
Cellular component (GO): cytoplasm
Molecular function (GO): metal ion binding; guanyl-nucleotide exchange factor activity
Source: RefSeq, a predicted model, not a curated record
UUUUGCUUUUAGAGAGAUGGCGGAUUAGGGGGGUUGAGACUGGUUUCAUAUGUCGACAGAAUAACGCACACAGGAGCAGGGAAAGAGAGAGGAAGACAGAAGGAGAGGAGAGGAAGGAGGGGGUUAAGUUCACAAAUUCAAGGAAUUGCAGUUUGAUGGCGUUGUCGGAAGUUUCAAAGAAUGGAGGAAAAAAUUAAAAAAAUAACCCGCUGGGGUAUCAUAAAGGCGAAAUUGAUGACAAAUUGAUGCACCCCAAAAUACAUUCAAGGAUUCAAUGAACAUGUUUUAAAAUGUUGGAAUGAGGAUUAAAGAACUUUGAUGACGGGGUUUGAAUGUAGUUGAAGAAGAAGCUGAGGUUGCACAAUUUUCGGAUUCGCUUUUCCAGUGGAAAUCUGGACGGAGGAAAAAAUGUGGCAGACAGAUACAUUAGGAACGAUGUGAGCUGAGACGAGCAGUGACUUUUAUAAUGUGUAUAAUAUUUCAAAUCCCUUUUGGAUUUGCGCAUUGACUUUUUUUUUUACGUUUCUUUUUCAAGCGCUGGUCGGACGGAGGAAAACUUUUUUUUGUUUAUUCCAGAAUGAGCAUGGACUUUUAUCGAAACGUCAGCUGUAGCAUGGCGUUAGUUUUCUGCUAACCUAUUUGAAUACAGUCAUAAAGAAGAUACUUUGUAGCCCGAACACUUUUCUCAAGAAUGUCGGGAUUUUGAGAGAGAGAUGCAGUGAGCCGUUAUUGGACUCAACAAUGUGGCCAACUUCAAUGAGGCCUUAUUGUAUUUUUAUUGCAACAAUUGCCAUAAUCGGUAUCCUUGUGGAUUGUAACCUAAAUUAAUUUAUUGUAUUUUGCAGUGAAAUAAAUCAAUAAUAUGUUGACAUCGGUUAGAGUUAAGACAAAUAAAAUCAAUAUCUAUUUGAUGGCUUUUUCCCGUUGUUGGUAAAGGUUUUGAUCGGGUUUCCACUCGUACUGUACAGCUCACCCAGGAGGACUGCAGUUUGGUGGAUGAAAGAUUGGAGACACAUUCUACUGGGAGUCUGGCACGGGACAACGACUCCAAAUCAACGGACCAGUCCCGGGACAGGCUGCUCGUUCGAGCGCCCGGUGGUCGCCCUACAUGACACCCUGCACUCAGAAGAUCCUGAUUGUUGAGGAUUUAACCCAAUAACCCUGGAAUCUAAUCUGAUUCACUUUUUUUUGGUGCGAUAACCCGCAUCGUAUCCUGUUGUAGGCUAUGCUAUGCCUGUGUAAACUGUGACCAGGCAGGUAUGCAGUUGAACCGGCCGAAAAGCGCUUUAGUGACGAGCUUCAGCCCGCCGAUGGCCCCGGAGACCGCAGCCAAUAGGACUACCAGUUCCGUUUCCUUCUCCAGCCAAUUCAAAACCAUGCGCUUCUCCUACCACAUCAGCAGCGGCAUGCCAAGUCCACAACAACCGCUGCGCGGGAUACGCCCGUCCUCUUCCAGUCCUCGGCUGAUGACUAAGAGCUUGUCUCUGGAUCCUGGUGCUCACGGUGCCUGCCUCGGUGCCAACGCCGAUGACUCAGACACCCGGACCCCUCGUCUAAGCUCAGACCCCGGAUCCCUGACCUCCGGGUCCCUUGGUCUGCACCCAUCCAUGCCCCUGCUGCACCCCGCUGGACACGGCUGUAACGGAGGAGACAAUGAGAGUGGAACUCCUCAAGAAGUGCCCUCCACCGCCCUCAAGAGACGUCCUCCCUUACCUGGGCCAAAACCACAAGUGCCCCCAAAGCCUCCUCACCUGCAGCAGAGUGCUGGUGCUCCUAGGCCCUGCCUCCGCGCCCCGGACAAGCCCCUCCCACCUCCUCCACCCUGCAGACCUCUUCCUGCAGACCCCAGAGGGGGAGGACCCUGCCGACCGCCGACACUCCCCCGUGCCGAGGGAAGCUCCUCCCCCACCGCCUGUGUGCUCUCCCUCAUUGAGAAGUUUGAGAGGGAGCAGAUCAUUGUGGUGCCUGAUAUCAUGGGAGGGGGUCUCUGCACCCCCAGGGUCCCGGAGACAGGACCAGGUGGGGUCCCCUUCUCUCCCCCAGUCUCAGAGCUCACUCUGGGCUGUCUCCACGUGGCCUGCCCCCCUGGUCCCUCUCAAGAGCUGGAUGACCUACCUCAGGGGCUGGCUGUAUUGGCUGGCGUGGUGCUGGGAGAGAAAGCAAGGGAGACAGACAACAUGGAGGAGGAUAAGGAUAAAGAACCAGAACUAGGAGCGUUGUGCUCUGCCUCUGACAAGCGCCUGUCCAUGGAGUCCGGUUAUAGCGCCUCGGAGAAACUCACAGACGCCGUGGAGAUAAGGGGUCAGGCGGAGUCAGAAAGCCAAUCAGGGAUCCCCUCAGACAACUUGUCCCUCCUCCAGCCGCAAGCGGACGGCAAACUGGCCAAUCGAGACUCUGGCAUCGACAGCAUCAGCUCUCCGUCCCACAGUGAGGAGUUGUGUUUCGCCGGCGACGAGGACCGGGUCAUCUACCCGUGUAGUCCUGCCCUCACGCUGCCACGCCUCUCUAGCUCCUCCUCCUGCAGCUAUGCGGAGGGCCCGGGGGGAGAGGGGGCGUCGGCUGAGGGUGGGGGGGAUUCGGAGGGGGACAGUGACCUGGAGGAGGGGAGCGGGGAUGAGACCAUUGAACUCAUCAACCCCAUGAUGGAUCUGCAGCCUCUGGCACUGGCCCUGCCUAAAACAGACAGACAGGACUCUACAGAGCUGUCGGUGCAGCAGCGUGUGUUCAACAUAGCCAAUGAGCUCCUCCACACAGAGAAGGCCUACGUGUCUCGGCUGUACCUCCUGGACCAGGUGUUCUGCUCCUCCCUCCUGGAGGAGGCGCGCUCCCGCUCCUCCUUCCCUCUAGACGUGGUGAUGGGUAUCUUCUCCAACAUCUGUUCUAUAUACUGUUUCCACCAGCAGUUCCUGCUCCCCGCCCUGGAGAAACGCAUGGCAGAGUGGGAUUUGAACCCGCGCAUCGGGGACAUCCUGCAGAAGCUAGCCCCCUUCCUGAAGAUGUACGGAGAGUACGUGAAGAACUUUGACCGGGCCAUGGAGCUGGUCAACACCUGGAUGGAGAGAUCGUCCCAGUUCAAAGCCAUCGUCCACCACAUCCAGAGAGAGGAGCGCUGUGGUAACCUGACCCUACAGCACCACAUGUUGGAGCCGGUUCAGAGGAUCCCUCGCUACGAGCUGCUGCUGAAAGACUACCUGCACCGUCUACCUGGUGACCAUGAUGACUUUAAGGAUGCACAGAAAUCUCUGGAGUUGAUCGCCACAGCUGCAGAGCACUCCAACACAGCCAUCAGAAAGAUGGAGCGUAUGCGUAAACUGCUGAAGGUGUAUGAGUUGCUGGGAGGAGAGGAGGACAUCGUUAACCCUACUAACGAACUCAUCAAGGAGGGACACAUCCUCAAGCUGUCGGCCAAGAACGGCACCUCACAGGACAGAUACCUCAUCCUGUUCAAUGAUAGGUUAUUGUACUGCGUCCCUAAACUGAGGUUGAUUGGUCAGAAGUUUGGUGUGAGAGCCAGGAUUGAUGUGGAUGGGAUGGAGUUGAAGGAGAGCAGCAGUAUUAACGUUCCCAGAACCUUCCUGGUGUCAGGAAAACAACGAUCACUAGAGCUACAGACCAGGACUGAAGAAGAGAAGAGAGAUUGGAUCCAAGCUAUCCAGGCCACCAUUCAGAGACAUGAACAGACGCUAGCCACGUUCCACCAUCUCAACUGUUCUCUCCGAGAUGAGGACUACACUCCUCCCAACUCACCUAACUGUAAUGAGCUGGGUAAGCGUGCCCCCACUCCGAUCCGAGAGAAGGAGGUGACCCUGUGUAUGAAGUGCCAGGAGCCGUUCAACUCCAUCACCAAGAGACGUCACCACUGCAAAGCCUGUGGACACGUGGUGUGUGGAAAGUGUUCAGAGUUCAGGGCCCGUCUGCUCUAUGACAACAACAGGGCUAACAGGGUGUGUAUCGACUGCUACACAACUCUAGUGGGGGUACCCCCCUCCCCCGCCAGUCUGACCAGCAGCGCAUACAGAAGACGGUCAAUAUUAGAGAAACAGGCGUCAGUGGCUGCAGAGAACAGUGUGAUGUGUAGCUUCCUCCACCACAUGGAGAAGGGAGCAGGCAGAGGCUGGCAGAAAGCCUGGUUUGUCAUCCCAGAGAAUGAACCGCUGGUGCUGUACAUAUACGGUGCUCCUCAGGAUGUGAAAGCCCAGCGCUCUGUCCCUCUGAUUGGCUUCGAGGUCUCCCUUCCUGAGUCAUGUGACCGCAUGGAACGCCGCUUUGCCUUCAAAAUCAGCCAAUCACACCUUACACUCUACUUCAGCGCCGACGGGGAGGAGCUACAGCGCCGCUGGACAGAGGUCCUAUCGCGCGCGGGGAGAGGGGAGGAGCUACAGGAUCACGGUUCAAUCAUAGAGACCCUAGAGGAGGAAGGGGAGGAGACUGCAACCUCGGGAGAGAAUACGUGAUUGGUUAGAAGGCGUAAAAUCAGUAUUAGAUAAUCUGCUGUAUACUCAUAAAAACUACAAACUAGAAACUACAAACUGUACAGAUCAUGAGCAGCACAUACGCACAGUUUAAAACUUACAAACAAACAAACAAACAAACAUACACACAGACACACAGACACACACCUCUCUGUAUUUAAUGUCAGUGACCAGUCAGUUGCAUGAUAAUCUGCAGGUCCGUUUCUUUCAGUCAGUGUAUUGCUCAUCGUCUCAUUAGUGAACCAGUGUUUGCAAUAACAAAACAAUGCCAGUCAAAGUAAAGUGUUGCUGCCCUCCUCCCUUCAGAAGAAACACAUUACAUGAAGAUUAGUGUGUCAUAGGUGAUUUUUUUUACAUUCUUUCAUUCUGAGAACGGAACAGACAUCCUCCUCCGUACCAUUUUCCUCUGCCAAAAUCCAUGUUGAUGAUGUCAUGUUUAGAACAUUGAGUGGUUGCUAUGCUGUCUGAGUGUUCUAGGGUUCUGAGUGUUCUGAGUGUUCUAUGGUUCUGAGUGUUCUAUGGUUCUGAACGUGUGUAACUCUCCACAGAAGGAAGUAGAAAGCUGAUUAUACACUACAGCUCUGUUUCAGUGUCUGUUCCUCCAUGUGAAAUGGCUGUUGUUUGGAUGGUGAUUGUUUUGCUAUCCUAUCUGUUACUUUCUACCUAAUGCAAUGCGAUGAUUCCUGAAGGGCUGGACAGUGUUGGAAUAUGAUGAUGGACUGAGGGCUAACUGACCCCUGGACGGACGGACGGACGGACAGAGACUGUCCCUGAAUCCCUGGCCCUUUGGCUGAAGAGAAGAGGAAACAAUAUGGCUGCCUGCUACAACUGCCCCCUCCCGAGUCUGAUCCUGGGGAUGUUAAGCUACAGAUGGAGGAUCGUAAUAUGAGACAGUUUGCUACAGCUGGAAUCCUGCAGCAACAGGAUAUGUGAAUUAUUACGUGGAUUAUAAUGAAUGAACCUUUUUUUUUUUAGUAGGGGUUGAUAAAGAAAAUUGUUACGCCAAAUCAAGUCUGAAAUUUUAAAGUGUAAAUUUCAAACCUUAGAAGUGUUUUUAAACCUUGAAUAUACUACAACUUUGCACAAAAGAGUGAUCAAAUGAAGAUCCUACAUCUGUAUAGCCUUUCACGUCUGUUCUGGGGGAUGUGUUUCAGUCUUACAGUCUCCAAGUGGUAUCCUUCCUCCUCAAGCACUCUCUCUCGUCGGGUUCGGCUGUAUAGAAUUUAGAAUACAGAAUUCCCAAUUUGAAACGGUCCCUUUUUAUGGAAAACUGUUUGUUUAGUUCUUGUACGGGGCUAAUUGUUUUGUACAUAGAUCGUGUAAAGAGGAUGUUGUUACAUUACCACAGGUAAAGACUAUUGAAAGAAGAUUUAAGAAAAAUAUAUAUCAUUUUUGAGGUUUGACUCCAAUUGAAGAAGUUACGUGUCUGGCCCUUUUCUCACUUUUUACAAUUAGAUACAGUGUUUUUAACCUUUAAGAAAUUCCCUCGAUGCCCAUGUUAUCUCUAGAACCAAGGGCCCAGUGAUGAAUAGAGGGAUUGAACCCCGUCUAUAUCUGAAAACAUUAUUUAUUAAAAAAGCAGAUAGUUAGUUCCUGACUUGCAGAAUCUUUCUGACUCCCUAAAGCUGAACGCUUAAAAAAAAAUACAAAAAAUACGUUGGUCCCAAUGGCUUGACAAGUGUUAUAACACACCACUCUGCCACCUAGUAGAGACAGACUGUAUUACACCUAAGAGCAUCUGCAGAAAGCAGGGAAUUAGUUACAGCCUGUUUGUCCCUGGAAGAGACAGGGUGAGGAGGUAUAGAAAGACUGAUGAAAUACACGACUGUCCAUAAAAUCAUUUCUCUUUCUAAAACAUGGUAAUAUAGCUGGAGCUUGUCAUGUCAGAGAUGGAUUUAUGAUAUUGUACUAAUGAAGUCCUUAUUAGAGACAUUGAGAACGUCUUCCCAAUCUCCACUGAUCUGUUUAGGCUACGGUACUUUGGUAUGUGGUGAUGUUGUUGAGUGAGAGAAAGCAUGUUGUGUUGACAUGUUUACAAUAGAGAGAGAGAGAAAGAGUGAGUGAGUGAGAGAGAGAGAGAGAGAGAAAGAGAGAGAGCGAGAGAGAGAGGGAGAGGCAGCGGCGGGGGAGGAGUCUAAGAGAUUUCAGAAAUGGCUUGUGUUUUGUAUCAUUCUAACCAGUGGUAUCUGACUUUAUGAGAGUGUUUUACUAGUUAAUACAGAGUACAGAAUGAUACAGUAUAUAUGAAAUAGCAAAAAAGUAGAAUAUUUUAGAUGUUUUGAUGAAUCUGGGUUGGUUGUGUAUGUUUGAAAAUAUAUAUAUAUUUUUUUUUUACGUGCAUUUGCAUUGUAUAAUUUAUUCUCCUCUCGGCCCAGUUUUGUGGGUGAGGUGUAGGUCUAUAUGUGUUAUUGCUGUCAUGUUGGUGCUAUCUAGAUUGGACUUCAAAUUAUCGUGUUUGAACUACUUUUGGACAUCCCAGAACUUCUCAAUGACCACUAACUACAGUAUUAGUCUGAAGAUGACGAUGUCAAUUAACAUAACGUAAAGGGACUAGAUACUAGCCUGGUACCAGGUCUAUUUGUGCUGUCUCGCCAACUCAUCCAUAACAACGUUCCAUUGAAGUUGGCAAGAGAGCACCAACAGAUCUGGGACCAGGCUAAACUGACACAUUGUCUUUGUUUUUACUCCUAAACUAGUAACUCAACGUGGUGAUUGGCUCGAUGGACGAAUUCAAAAGGUAUAUAUUUUUUUUAAAUACAGCUGAACAAUUGUGUUGGAUUGAUAUUGUUUUGUUAUUGUUUCUCUUUGUUGUCUGAGAGAAGCAUUCAGUAGCUUAGCUACAGUAUAAUAACGCCAGAUAGACAAGACCAGAUAUAAGGUGACGUGUGUAAAUAUUGACAUUCCAGUGUGUACUUGACUUGCCGUCCAUCCAGCCUCUACUGUACCUAGCCUGGUCCCAGAUCUGUUUGUGCUGUUUUACCCAACUCUGUGACAACUCUUGAGUUAGCAAGACAGUUACAAACAGGUCUGAGACCAGGCCCGCACACUUCAUGUGCCAAGAACACCGAUUCAAAGUGUUGGUUUAAAUCUGAAUACCUAUACAUUAGGUUACGUUAAUCCCCACAUCCCCUCUUUGAAAGAGCGUUCAUGUUGAAUUAUAGCAGUGCCAUACCUCCUUUUAUCUAUCUGCACUAUAGAGUGUUGAUGAGUGUCAGUCUUCUCUACAAACAUCACAGACAACAGGACCAUGACUGUCUGCACAGAUAACAAUACUGGCGAUAAAGUUUAUAUAAAUUAGUAUGAUGGGACAGCUACUUCCUGUCUCAUUACAUUACCAUGGUAACAGUUACAACAUGCCUUACAGUACAGUCUUAUAGCUUCUUAGACAUUAUCCGUCAACACCGCUUUAUGUUACCUCUGCUUUUACCAAUGUACACUUAGGGAUACUACGAUACGAUUGAGGCUCUCAGUCCAUAUUUUUAUUUGAUUAUUUGUGGUGGGUUUUUAUCUGCGUUUUGUAUUCAUUUAUUGGUUUUACUCCAAAGUAUUUUUUUAAUUCACCUGAUGCCCGGUAAUAUUGAACCUUCAAACAAAUCCAAAUUCAAAUGAAAUAAUUUGACAGUAGAAUCACUAAUAGGAUAAUUGUAUACUGCUAGAAUAUAUUCAGUAGUGGUAUAAAUCCUGGAUUUUUCUUGAAUCAUGAAUUCGGAUUAAAUUUGGAUUUUUGUUUGUGUACCAAAAAUACCUGUGCUCUGUUUUUUUUUUUUAUUUUUUUUUUUUACACAACAUUCCCAUUGGAAUACACUACAGUACGUUUUAUAUAUAGACGGAUUCAUUUCCCAAUACUUCCAAACAUAUUGCUGAACUGUAUUGUAAGACAUGAUUCUGUUUGUUUACAAUGUAAAGGUCAUAAGACUUUAGGUACUCAUGCGUUCAAGGACAACUGCUCUGUGCCUCGUGUGACGAUCAGGAAUCUGCAAUGUUUGGGGAACUUUACCAACUAUCUUUACUACAAUAUACAAACUAAAAAAAAAAAAUAGGCUUUCAUUGACAUCUACAUGAACUUGUUUGAACAUUCUGUGAAAUAAUAAUGAGACAUACAAACAUGCUACACACAUUACACGUUACUGUAACUAUGGGUGUUAUUGUAACUAUGGAUGUUACUGUAACUAUAGAUGUUACUGUAACUGUGAUGGGAUACCCACUCAUUACAUGUUACUGUAACUGUGGGUGUUACUGUAACUAUGGAUGUUACUGUAACUGUGAUGGGAUACCCACUCAUUACAUGUUACUGUAACUAUGGGUGUUACUGUAACUAUGGAUGUUACUGUAACUGUGAUGGGAAACCCACACAUUACGUGAGUGUUACUGUAACUAUGGAUGUUACUGUAACUAUGGGUGUUACUGUAACUAUGGAUGUUACAGUAACUGUGAUGGGAAACCCACACAUUACGUGAGUGUUACUGUAACUAUGGAUGUUACUGUAACUAUGGGUGUUACUGUAACUAUGGAUGUUACUGUAACUGUGAUGGGAAACCCACACAUUACGUGAGUGUUACUGUAACUAUGGGUGUUACUGUAACUAUGGAUGUUACCGUAACUAUGGGGGAAGUGUACACAGUACACACAUGUUACAUGUUGCUCUUGAAGCGCUUUGAAAUUCUAUAAAAUGUAAUAAAUUAUUAUUAUUGUUAUUAUUACAUGAUUGUUACCUUAACUAUGAUGGGAUACAGACAAGAUAAAGGUGUGUUAGUUUAACUCUGAUGGGAGAUGUGUAAACAAACAUGUUACAUGUGUGUUACUUUAACUGUGUUACAGGUUUAUACAAACAUGUUUGAGUGUUACAUGAUCAGUGGUACAGGUUUAUACAAACAUGUUUGAGUGUUACAUAAUCAGUGGUACAGGUUUAUACAAACAUGUUGGAGUGUGAUUGUUACUGUAACUUUACGGUAAAUGGGAUAUACAGACAGACAGGUAGAAGCAGUGACUGGUGUGUUUACAGUAAUGUCCUGUCAUCAGCUUAGUGGCCUGUACACUGCUCUGCUCUAGUCUGCCUGGCAUUACUUUUAAUGUUGUUGUUAUUCAUCAACAUCUAGGGUUGUGUCUGAAAGGCACCAUGUUCACUAUAUAGUAUAGUACACUACUGUUGACCAGGGCCCAUUGGGUCACCCAUACAAUUCUGUCACAUUGGUCAAAUGUAGUGCACUAUGUAGGGAAUAGGUUUCCAUUUUGGACGCAUCCCUAGGUCUCUGUUGAGAAAACCCUGAUAUGAACCGUCAGUAUGGUAAGAGGAUAUUAUAAUCUUGUUACAGUGAACCAGAACGGCCUGGACACGUAAAAAUACAUUGGCAAAAAAAUAUGCAAAUAAAGCUUUCGGAAAUAUGUUAUAGUCUCACUGAGCGUAAAAGGCAUAAUGUGGUACAAUUAUUUCCUAUUUUCGUGAAUAACACAGCGGUAUAUGUUUUAUCGUCAAUAGGAAUGAGUAUCACUGUUAUUAUAAUUAUUAUUAGGAUUAUUCUUAUUACUAAUAAUAAUAUCGGUGGCAGGCCACUGGGUACCAUUGUAUGUCGAUAUACAAAUGAAAUCUGUGCAAGAUAAUGAUGAAAUGUUUAUGAGUAUAAAAAAAUAAAAGGAAGACUACAGGUCUAUGUGUCAUUA